Molecule: messenger RNA, 7819 nt
Organism: Cuculus canorus (common cuckoo)
Lineage: Eukaryota; Metazoa; Chordata; Aves; Cuculiformes; Cuculidae
Gene: SYNRG
Product: synergin gamma
Exons: 23
Coding region: 62-4279 (1405 amino acids)
Cellular component (GO): clathrin coat of trans-Golgi network vesicle
Molecular function (GO): protein binding
Source: RefSeq, a predicted model, not a curated record
GCCCGCCCCGCGCCGCCCCCGGAAGCUCGGGGCCCAUCUGACCGGCGCUGCCGGCGCGGAGAUGGCGCUGCGGCCCGGGACCGGCGCGGGGGGCGGCGCGGCGGGGGCCGGCAGCUUCAUGUUCCCUGUUGCAGGUGGUUUAGGUCCCCCUCAAGGCAUGAUUCCUAUGCAACAGCAAGGAUUUCCAAUGGUUCCUGUCAUGCAGUCCAAUAUGCCAGGCAUGAUGGGAAUGAAUUACGGUUCUCAGAUGCCUCCUGGACCCAUGACCAUGCAGGGUGGCAUGCCCUUAGGGCCGAUGCCAGCGACUGGAAUGCCUUACAUGGGACAGGCCUCUUUCUUGGGAAUGCGUCCAGCAGCCCCGCAGUACACCCCUGACAUGCAGAAGCAGUUUGCAGAGGAACAGCAGAAGAGGUUUGAGCACCAGCAGAAAUUCUUAGAAGAAGAAAGAAAACGUCGCCAGUUUGAAGAACAGAAACAAAAGCUGAGACUCCUAAGCAGUGUGAAACCUAAGACAGGCGAAAAAAGCAGAGAUGAUGCUUUGGAAGCCAUUAAAGGAAAUUUAGAUGGCUUUUCUAGAGAUGCUAAAAUGCACCCAACACCAGCCUCGCAUCCGAAAAAGCCAGAUCAUUCCACAUCAUCCCAUUCUGCUGUAUCUGUUUCCCACUCUGCUUUUCUUGAUGAUGAAGAAUUUAGUGACUUUAUACAAGGGCCUGUUGAAAUCCCCAAACUGGUGCCUCAACCCACCUCUCAGCCUUUUCAGCCUUUCCAUUCUGUUGCUGAGCAACUCCUUUCAGAAAAGGCUGUGAUCCAGCCUCACCCACCAGCCCAGGCUCCAGUGUUAUCCAUCCCACAUGGUACAACUGGGCAGGUUCCUUAUUUUCCUACCUCUGCAUCUUCACCCAAUGUCCAUAAACCAGGCUCUUCCUUGGAGGAGAAAGUCUUAGAUAAUGUCUCAAAUGAAUCUGAGCAAGAGCAAACCAAACUUAAAACAUCCGAAGUUGGGCACAAAGCCUCAGCUGCAAGCCAAGUUCAUCCCAGUCUGACCAUGAAUGACUGGGAUGUUGUAGGUGGACAUGAAAGUGGUACCACUGCUGCAGAGGUGCACAAGGCUUCAGAACAAAACAUAGCAGUUGAAGAGUGUGGAGUUGGAGUAUUCCCUUCACAGGACCCAAUUCAGCAAAUGAUGCCUCCUUGGAUUUACAACGAUAACUUGGUCCCAGAGUUGUAUAAGAAAAUUUUAGAAAGCACUUUGACUCCUGCUGGAAUAGAUACAGCUAAACUCUAUCCCGUGCUGAUGUCAUCUGGAUUGCCCAGAGAGACCCUUGGACAAAUAUGGGCUUUAGCCAACCGUACUACCCCUGGGAAACUCACAAAGGAAGAGCUCUACGCUGUCCUGGCCAUGAUAGCGGUAACUCAGAGGGGAAUACCUGCAGUGAGUCCUGAUGUGUUAAACCAGUUUCCCGCUGCCCCCGUUCCUACUUUAACUGGGUUUCCACUGCCGCUGCCCGCCACAGUGAGCCAGCAGCCUCUGAUGCCCUCCGCACCACCUGUCUCUCUGCCCCUGAGCAUGGGGCCGGCCGUGAUGGGCCUGAACAUUGCGGCACCAGCGGGUGGAGCUGCAACACAGCCCUCGGGAGGGUUCCUGCCUCCCUUCCCGCCUGGCCAGGUAGUAAAACCAGAAGAUGAUGACUUCCAGGAGUUUCAAGAUGCUUCAAAGUCAGGCUCACUAGAUGACUCUUUCAGUGAUUUCCAAGGGGAUGUAGCUGGCUCCUCCAAAGCAGGCAGUUCACAGCACCGGAGCAGUGUUCCUUCUUUACUAAUGCCGCUCCCAGGUAAUAAGACACUCUCAUCAACUGAUAAGUAUGCUGUGUUUAAAGGAAUUGCAGCUGAGAAGCCUUCUGAAAGUACUGCUACUUUUGGAGAUUGUGGAGACAAGUAUAGUGCUUUCCGUGAAUUGGAGCAACCAUCAGAGAGCAAAUACUUAGGAGAUAACCUUGCAGAGUUCAAGCCUGCAGGAACUGAUGAUGGUUUCACAGAUUUUAAAACCGCUGACAGUAUCUCACCGUUAGAGCCACCUACAAAAGACAAAACUUUCCCUACAUCCUUCCCUUCUCUGCCUGUUCAGUCAAAACAGCAAACACAAGCAAAGACCGCUUUGAAUCUAGCAGACUUGGAUCUCUUUUCCUCUACUGGUGAAAACAAGCAACCACCCAUUCCACCUGCAUUUAAUACGUCAAAAUCGGGCUCCUUUCCUCCUCCACCCCUUCCAUCUACCACUGCCCAACCAGCACCCAGCAAAAGUUCAAGCUUAGCUGAUGAAUUUGGGGAGUUCAACCUCUUUGGGGAAUUUUCUAAUUGUGCAUCAGCCAGCGGACAAGAUGACUUCGCAGAUUUUAUGGCUUUUAACAACAGCAGUGGAUUUUCCGAACAAAAAGCCGAUGACAAAUGCAAUGCACUUAAGCUAGAGACCAGUCCUGUUCCUCAGUCUGGCUCAUCUGCCAGCGUGGUGAAGAGUGGGCAGAGUUCUGCAACCACUGCUACUCCCACCAAAUAUGAUAUCUUCAAACAGCUUUCCCUGGAAGGCUCUGGAGCAGGCUUUGAGGAAGGGAAGGACUUCACGCUUUCUUCAGUGAAGAGCGAUGAUGAUUUUGCCGACUUUCACUCCAACAAGUUUUCUUCCACGUACAACAGCACAGAUAAGUCCCUGGUGGACAGAGUCGCCGCUUUCAAGCAGGCCAAAGAAGACUCUGCUUCGGUGAAGUCUCUGGAUCUCCCUUCUAUUGGUGGCAGCAGUGUUGGCAAGGAGGAUUCUGAAGACGCAUUGUCUGUUCAGUUUGACAUGAAACUGGCUGAUGUGGGAGGAGAUCUUAAGCAUGUCAUGUCUGAUAGCUCUUUGGAUUUGCCAACAGUUAGUGGCCAGCAUCCACCAGCAGCAGAUAUAGAUGACUUAAAAUGUGCCCCAUUUGGAAGCUAUAACAGUGGAUCUGCAGUCAGCAGCCUGGCAAGCUAUGACUGGUCCGACAAAGAAGACGUUCAGCAGGGCAAGAAGCUCUCCUCCUUUGUCCAGUCUUCAGGAAGUGGAUCCUCUGCGGCUACUUCUGUUCUUCAGAAGAAGGAGACCUUGUUUGGCAGCUCAGAAAACAUUACCAUGACAACUGUUUCCAAAGUGACAACCUUUUCUAGCGAGGAUGCUUUACAGGAUGUUUCUUCUGCAGCCUUUGCAAACUUUAAAGACUCUGGACCAAUAUCCAGCCGUCCAAGUGACGAUGACAUUGGAGACUUUGGUGAUUUUGCAAGACCUUCCUCAGAAGCACAGGAUGCGGCAGCAGCUGACUCAAAUCAAGAGGCAGACUUCCUUGCUAGUGGUAUCUCCUCUGAACUGCAAAGAGAGGCUACAGAUGACUUUGGAGAAUUCCAGAGUGAAAAGCCAAAAAUCAGCAAGUUUGACUUCCUGGUGGCAACUUCCCAAGGCAAGGUGAAAUCUAGUGAAGAAAUGAUCAAGAGUGAGCUGGCUACCUUUGACCUGUCUGUUCAAGGAUCUCAUAAAAGGAGUUUAAGCCUAGGCGACAGAGAAAUAAGUCGUUCUUCACCUUUACCAGUUUUGGAACAGCCGUUUAGGGAUCGUUCAAAUACUCUGAGUGAGAAGCCCGCUUUGCCCGUCAUCAGAGACAAAUACAAAGACUUAACAGGGGAAGUCGAGGAAAGUGAGAGGUAUGCGUAUGAGUGGCAGAGAUGCUUGGAGAGUGCCCUGCAAGUCAUAAAGAAAGCAAAUGAUACCUUAAAUGGAAUAAGUAGUUCAUCGGUUUGCACUGAAGUUAUCCAGUCUGCUCAAGGCAUGGAAUAUUUACUAGGGGUUGUUGAAGUCUACAGAGUAACAAAGAGGGUUGAGCUGGGUAUCAAAGCAACUGCUGUUUGUAGUGAGAAACUCCAGCAGCUGCUGAAGGAUAUUGAUAAAGUGUGGAACAACCUAAUAAGCUUCAUGUCACUUGCUGCUUUAACGCCAGAUGAAAACUCACUGGAUUUCUCUUCUUGUAUGCUGCGUCCGGGCAUUAAAAAUGCCCAAGAUCUUGCCUGUGGAGUGUGCCUCCUAAACGUAGAUUCCAGAAGUAAAAAAGAAGAGAAACCUGUGGAAGAGCUUCCUAGAAAAGCCUUUAAUUCGGAAACGGAUAACUUUAAGCUGGCGUACGGAGGGCACCAAUACCAUGCGAGCUGUGCAAAUUUCUGGAUCAACUGCGUGGAGCCAAAACCUCCAGGGCUCAUUUUGCCGGACCUGCUGUGAAAGCAGCUGCACAGAAGAUCGAGCAUCAGGACUAAUAAUGCAGGACUCUUGGGGUAAAUGGUGUGAUAGAGUAAGUGGAAAGGCUCGAGGUGUGGUUAGUGCUUGAAAUGCCUCAGUUUGAUUUUUGUACCAUAACGGGUUAAAGUUGCUGUAGCAUACAAGUUGCUUGUUGAAGAAUUUCACUAGAAAUGGCCAGGCUUUCGGAAGUAACCAGAAAAAAAAAUGUAGUUUGGCAAAAAAUGUGGCAUUUCAGUCUUUCUCCAGAUAAAAGCGUGUUAGUCUUUGUAAAAAGCAGUCUGCUAACCACGUGCAUAAACUUCUGAGAGAGGCCAGUACCUGGCUUACAAGGAAAACUGAAAUGCCGGGCUGAUUUGCAUAGAAGUGAUCACUUAAGUACUUGAAGUGUAUUUGCAAAAAAAAAAAUACCUUUUCUUUAACAUUUUUGGUAUAUGGACCGUGAUAUUUUUCUUUAGAUAUUUGCUGCUAUGAUAUUACGAUGCAUACAAUGCACGAGUCACAGUAGCUUUCAAGGCAAAAUGAGUUACUGACUUAGAAGGAAUGAGGCUGUGCAGAGCCAUUGUAUAUUUAUACUUUCACUGUUCCAUACUGUAAAUUAUACUGUAUUCAUAUGCAUAACUGAUUAGUACUGGUGGAUAAGGACUCGGAAGAGUUGUUGACAUUUUCCCUGUGGUAUCUGGAUUCUUUAGUACUGGCAGCUGGAAUUUAAAACCUGUAGUCUUUGCUACUCUGUUGUAAAUACACACAAACUCCUUCCUUGGACUUCUCCUGAGCUGCAGGUAUGAUUUGUUGUUUCACCUGAGCCCCUGGUGGUUGUGUGGCUGCAUCACUGUUGAAAAUUGGACUCCACUAAUACAAUGUGUCUCCUCCUUUUUAUAUAUAUAUAUUACCUUCUUUGUAUGUUCAUAUGCUUUUCCUGAUGGCAUGCCUUGGUGUCUCCUGUGCAGUCUAGCGCUCUCUCUAAUAACAUGUUCCUGGGACUCGGACAGCCCUUAAUUCUUGCUACAGGUGGGUGUGAUUUAACACCAAAAGCUGGUGGUCUGGAGCAGGGUGGUUUUUGAAGCAGGGUGUUGCACGCCUGCCCUUCUGUUGCUUACGGUAGGCACACCUGUCUGGAGGGGAGGAGGUCUUAGUCUGCAGUGAGUUGUGUGCCCAUCAGCUACAGCUUGAUGCUUAAUUCUCUGAUUUCAGUUUCUCCGAUCUCUAGAAAACCUCCUUUCUCUCCAAAUAUAUCGACAGCUUUUCCAAGUUAGUCUUGCCUCCAUUGUGAGUUACUGACACUGACCAGUGUUUAUUUGCUGAAAUUGAAAUUGCAGUGAGGAAAAAUGAUGCUUUGUAUUUUUUUUUUAAAAAAAAAAAAAGCUUAGUUAUAGUAAACCAUGGAACACCCUUGGCUAAUUGGAGUGCUAGGUGUCUGGCCCCUUAUUUACACAAAUUAAAAUAAGUCUUCCUGCUGCCUGAAAUUAGCUCAUUCGUGUAAUAAGCGACUUGUGCCUCCAGUCACAAGCUCAAGCUAAUCAAGUGGCAGAUUUUCAGUACUGCCACAGUGACUGCCUGCCUUCUGUUGCUCAGUAAUUAUCAAAAAAAGGGCAGUCAUUUGUAGCUUGCUCCCCGUCUCAUUUAUUAGGUGUGAAAUAGUUACAGCAGUCCGCACGGUAGUUUUUGACCUCGUACAUUGUUUCCCAUCGUAAUCCAGGGUUGCUGUUGUAUUCCCGUUGAUGUCUGGGAGGCAGCCCUCGCUUCCGCAGGCUGAACUACAGAAGCACUUAAGCGUUGUUUGACUUCAAGCGAAGCCUCGUCUUGCUGCUAGCGAGGGGACUUCUCGAGUGGCGUUGAGUAUCUGGCUGACGCAAAGCCUGUUGCUUAUGAAACGCUAUAUUGGGAAAAGGGAGUUUAUUGUUAGCGUGGGUUUCCACCGCAGCUCCUGAACACUUAGCUAGAUGGGAUUUUUUUUUUUUUGUAAUUAAAAGAGAAUGCCACAAAUAAAAGAGACCACAAUGUGAAACUUAAAGCAACCGGUAUUUCAAAUACAGCACCAGAUAUGCUGUUAUAAAAGCGUUUUUCAGUGAUGUUUUUCUUGUACUUGUUAAGCAAGUAAGUUCCCUCUUGGAGAUGUAUUCAGCCUCUCUUUUGGCCCAUAAAAAUAAGGAAUUGACAUUAACAAUUAUAAUUGCAGCAGAGUGUACUGAAGUAUGACACUACUGCUUGCUUGCUCCCUGCAGAAGGGAAAGCAGCAGGCAAUGGUACUGUGUUUGUGGCAAGCAGAAAUCAUUCUUCUGGUCUGAGCACCUUUACAUCAUGGGAAUACACCGAAUGCUUUGCGCGUAGAUACCCCUGAUAAAGGCAUUGUGCAAUGAGGAUCAUCUUGCUUCCAUAUCCUAGUCAUUAAAAUGACUCACUGUUGCUUUCAGCACCUUCUCGGCUCUUUCAUUGCCAGCCGGAGCCCUGUGCCCUUGCAAUCUGUAUCCAAGGUUACAGUGAUUUCUACAGUGCAUUGUGACAGACCACAUCCCCCUGCUUCCUCUGCGUACAGGCUAACGGGGACACUGCCUUGCGCUUGCGUUGUGUUGAAUUUCAUAAAUGGAACCCCUUUUCCUGCAUGUGUCUUUCAGUAGAGAAAAGUGAGAACCAGAGUUUUCUUUUUUUGUUAUUUAAUGCACUUGUUCUCUGGAGCUGCCUUGGGAUUAACUGUGGAAAGUGAUUUUUCUAGAUAUUUGUGUAUAUUUGGAAUUUUAAGAGAUUAUUCCCUUGGCUAUUUAAUGGAUAUAUGGCUUUUGCCCGGUGGUAUCCCUGAUGCUUCUGUGCUGUCCUCGUGUGUUGGGGUCUCUGCUGGGUGGCAGGAGUGCUGGGGAGCAGCGGCACUGCUCCAGCCUCUUCCCCCACCCAUCCCAGGCUGUGCUUUGCUUUGAGCUCUCCGAGCUCGAUGGCCCGUGGUGGCCACUUGGAGGUUGUGGCGUGGGAAUCGUUACGUUCUGCCCUUGACCACUCUGCUGACUUCUCCUCUCUGGCAGCAGCUUCUUUGCACCUGGGUUUGUUUUGAGCAGCUCCUUGAAAUUCAUGCCAUCUGUAUGAAGUGUUACUGAAGUUUAAUCUACGGCUGAGAAGAAGCUCAUGAAAACCCAAGGAAUGUUCUGAUUUAGGUACGUGUCAGAUUAAUUAAACUUGAAGCGAAAGCUGCCUUUUCAACAGAAGCUGCUAUUAUACAAACUACUUUUUUUCUGAAAGAUUUUUUUGCUCUCUGGGCUUGUGAUUCUUUAUUCUGCCCUCUGGGCAAAUGUUAUUUCUCUUCCAGAAGUGGUUUUGCGAUUCGUAUUUGGAGCUGUUUCGGUUUGUGCUAUGCUGGAGUCACUGCUGGUGUUUUAAAUCCUAUGAGAAUCGGUGUUAUUAAUUGACUUUAGUACCUUGUUUACUCCCUUAAUUCUUGCAAGGAUUUAUAAAUCCUUUGUUGAGAUUCAAACCUUGUAUUCAAUAAAGAGCUCAUUUCCUAUCUCACCAGCUUGUGAAGUCACUUGUUUCAGGAUG